AUGAAGGCUUCCAGUAUCAUAGCAGCGGUAUUUCCGCAACUGUCGUUUGCCGCUGCAGUCUUGGCGCGCAACUCCACAGCAUGCACCGAUCCGGCUGUACGUGUAGAAUGGAGGACACUGACAACUGUCGAGAGGGCCGAGUACAUUACCGCUGUUAAAUGCCUUGCAACAAAGCCGUCUAUUCUAGGCCUUAACUCAACCCUAUACGACGAUUUCCCAUGGGUUCACUCACAGUUGAAUUUGGACAUCCACUUUGUCGCUCAGUUCCUGCCGUGGCAUCGUGUGUUUCUACAACAGUACGAGAACGCUCUGCGUUCGGCCUGUGGUUUCAGUGGGCUCAUGCCGUACUGGGAUUGGACGCAGGACGCCUACCGUUUACCAUACUCACCACUUCUGGAUCCAUCGCCAAAUGCGACUGCUUUUUCCUUCGGCGGCAAUGGAGCCGGUGAGUGCGGGUUCGUGCCACCAACGCGCCCCAACCCCCUUCUAUGCUGCAUAACGUCCGGUCCUUUCGUCGACCUGCGACCAAAGUAUUUCAACAACUACGAACAGCCACAUUGCUUGAACCGAUUCUUCAGCAAUGUUACGCAAAAUGACGGAUGGAACGGCCAAGCAUACGCGCCAGAGAUGAUAGCAAACAUCACUGCCAACAACACCAAGUUUGAAACCUUUUGGCAAGCACUUGAGAGUACUCCACACGGCGCAGUUCACGGAUCGCUCGGAGGUGACAUGGUUCCUCAAACUUCUCCCAACGACCCUUUGUUCUUCAUGCAUCAUGCUCAGGUGGAUAGACUGUGGUGGCUCUGGCAGCAGGCCGACCCCACAGCACGGAUCCUUGACUACAGUGGUAACAAGUUUGCGGCAUAUACGGGCGAUGAUACUCGUGCAUCUUUGGAUGACAUCAUGACUUUCAAGGGUUUAAACCCAAACAUAACAGUUCAAAGUGCAAUGAGCACUGACAGUAGUGAUCUGUGCUAUCGGUAUGCCUAG
Molecule: messenger RNA, 990 nt
Organism: Neoarthrinium moseri
Lineage: Eukaryota; Fungi; Ascomycota; Sordariomycetes; Amphisphaeriales; Apiosporaceae
Exons: 3
Coding region: 1-990 (329 amino acids)
Molecular function (GO): oxidoreductase activity
Source: RefSeq, a predicted model, not a curated record